Messenger RNA from Penicillium verhagenii, 1215 nucleotides. RefSeq lists its product as uncharacterized. The record is from RefSeq and is a predicted model, not a curated record. The transcript has a single exon. Gene Ontology annotation, cellular component: extracellular region; cell surface. Lineage: Eukaryota; Fungi; Ascomycota; Eurotiomycetes; Eurotiales; Aspergillaceae. Gene Ontology annotation, biological process: glucan catabolic process. The coding region runs from base 1 to 1215 and encodes 404 amino acids. Gene Ontology annotation, molecular function: glucan exo-1,3-beta-glucosidase activity.
AUGCAGAUCCUCGCCUCCCUUAGCUUGUUGGGCCUCUACUCAACCGCCCAAGUAGCAGCUCACCCUACCGAACGAUCCUCCUCCCACAAUAAGACUGAUUAUGUCAAUUGGCGCAAUUUCCAUGCCAACGGCGUCAAUUUGGGCGGCUGGCUCGAACAGGAGUCUACAAUUGACACGUAUUGGUGGGCCAAGGAAUGCGCCGGUGCUACAGACCUCUGUGAUCUAGGCGAAUGGGGUCUCUGCGAGCACCUGGGAUCCGAGUGCCCACGAGUCUUAGAGCACCGCUACGAAACAUACAUCACAACGGCCGAUAUCGAUAAGCUCGCCGAUGCCGGCGUAACACUCCUCCGCAUCCCAACCACAUACGCCGCUUGGAUCAACCUACCCGGCUCCCAGUUCUACCACGGAAAGCAACAAAAACACCUCCACCGCAUCGCGACGCACGCUAUCGAAAAACAUAAUAUGCACGUUGUUGUCGAUAUCCACUCUCUACCUGGCGGCACCAACGGCCUUGAUAUCGGUGAGGCGGUGGGUCACUGGGGCUGGUGGCACAAUCAGACAGCGCUCGAAUGGUCGAUGAAGGCCGUUGACGCGGUUAUUGACUUUGUGCAAAAUUCGGGUCAUCCCGAGGCAUACAGUAUUGAGCCCAUCAACGAGCCGGCUGAUAAUCACAACUUUUCGGAUUUUGGAACCGCAGCUGCGUUGACAGAUCGUGGCGCUGUCUGGUUGUUGAAAUAUUUCAAUGAGGUCGUGGAUCGUGUGAAGGAAGUUAACCCGUUGAUCCCUGUUAUGAUCCAGGGCAGUUUCAAGCCUGAGACGUUCUGGUCGCCGCACUUCAAUGAGACGGAGAAUAUCGUGUUCGAUUUGCAUCACUACUACUAUCAGUAUACUAAUGCGACUUCGGAGAAUUUGCCGACUUUCAUUUGUGCUGAUGCGAAAGUGAGUGCUGGGGACGGGAAGUUCCCCACCUUUGUGGGUGAGUGGGCUAUGGAGGCUGGUGGAAGCAACAAGUUGGCUCUGAGGGAGCGGAACCUCAAAGCUGGAAUCUCUGCUUUUGGACAGUUCACCCAUGGUAGCUCUUACUGGACCGCGAAGUUCUUGAGCAAUGCGACUAUUGAGGGACAGGGCGAUAAGGGGGAUUAUUGGAAUUAUGAAGGAUUCAUCCAAAAUGGAUUCUUGAAGGGCAAUGUGCAGCAGCCAAACUACUGUUCUUGA